Messenger RNA from Anopheles bellator, 3552 nucleotides. It is a transcript of the gene qless, whose product is annotated as all trans-polyprenyl-diphosphate synthase PDSS1. Bases 176 to 1729 code for a protein of 517 amino acids. The transcript has 9 exons. The record is from RefSeq and is a predicted model, not a curated record. Gene Ontology annotation, molecular function: prenyltransferase activity. Gene Ontology annotation, biological process: ubiquinone biosynthetic process; isoprenoid biosynthetic process. Lineage: Eukaryota; Metazoa; Arthropoda; Insecta; Diptera; Culicidae. Gene Ontology annotation, cellular component: mitochondrion; transferase complex.
CGGGUGGGGCUGAUUGGACGGCCUCCCGGGGGGGGGAGACACGCAGGCAAGCAGGUAGUAGCGUGCGCGCUGGUGUGCUGCUGCUGCUGCUGGUGGGGCGCACUCGGCCGCGACCGCGUUUCGGGGGCUUCGAGUACUCGCGCUGACCAUCGAUCUGAUCACAAUUGUUUUGACUAUGGCGUGUUUAAGUUCGUCCAGUCGGGUGUGUGCCCGCGUGGUGCAGGAGAAACUGUGUCAGUUGGCUGCGGCCACCAGGAGCCCAUCCGGACUGCUGCAGCCCAUGCAGCAGCAGCAGCAGCAGCAGCAUGUGCCGUCCAUGGUCAGCGGCAGUGGCCACAGUGGUUUCGGGCAGGGCAGUGUUGGAGGUGGCGGUGGUAGUACCAUGGGCAAACGGACCGUGCUGUUCCCGCUGUUCGGUUCGGAACCGGGAAUUGCAGGGCAAGCGCCAGGAGUGCUGGGAGCCGCUAGCGCCACGGUUACCACAGCGCGCAGCUUCUACAGCACCGCGGGCGACGCUGCUAGCUUCACUCAACCAUCAUCGUCGUCGUCGUCGUCGUCGUUGGCCGCGGCGGGGCCACGCGUCAAGCAUCUGGGUGUUCCGGUGAUCGGCCGCCGGACACCGCCAGCAGCUGUACCGCUGUACGACCGGAGCCAGAAGGGCAACGCCGGCGUCACACUGCAUCCCUGUAUGCGAGGCUACAGCUCCGUGCACACACAGCAGCCGGCUGGACCGAUCCGGGAAUACAACAUCGAUCCCUACAUUCUGCUGGAGGAUGAGCUGAAAUACAUCUUCGAGGAUAUCAGACAGGAAAUCAGCCGAGCCACCAAUCACCAAGAACUGAACAAAAUCGCCGUGUACUACUUCGACGGCCAGGGGAAAGCGUUCCGACCGAUGGUGGCCAUGCUGAUGGCGAAGGCCCUCAACUACCACAUGCACAACGAGAACAGCAACAUAGUGAGCGCACAGCGGCAGAUAGCGAUGAUUUCGGAAAUGAUUCACACCGCCAGCCUAGUGCACGACGAUGUCAUCGAUCAGUCAUUCGCCCGGCGCGGCAAGCCGAGCGUGAACGUCCUUUGGAACCAUAAAAAGGUGACACAAGCCGGUGACUACAUCCUUUCGGUUGCCUCGAUGCUGUUGGCCCGCCUGAAGCACGACGAAGUGACACACAUCCUCAGUCAGGUGCUCACCGAUCUGGUGCAGGGUGAGUUUAUGCAGCUCGGCUCGAAGGAAACGGAAAACGAACGCUUUGCCCACUACUUCACGAAGACCUACCGUAAGACGGCAUCGCUAAUAGCCAACAGUUUGAAGGCGGUAGCGGUCCUGUCCGGUGCCGACGAUCAGAUGGCUGAGCUGAGCUUCCAGUAUGGGCGCAAUCUCGGGCUCGCGUUCCAGUUCGUCGACGAUCUGCUGGACUUUGUGUCGAGCUCGGAAGCGAUGGGCAAACCGGCCGCCGCCGACCUGAAGCUGGGAUUGGCCACCGCUCCGGUACUGUUCGCCUGUGAGAAGUUUCCCGAGCUGAACCCAAUGAUACUGCGUCGCUUCCGCGAACCCGGGGACGUCGAGCGGGCCUACGAGCUCGUGCACCAGUCGCAGGGCCUCGAACAGACCCGCUUCCUGGCACGCAAGCACUGCAUAGAGGCGCUCCGGCUUGCCUCGCAGAUCAGCGAGUCGCCGUACCAGAAGGGACUGAUCGUGGUCGGUGACUUCGUCCUGAAUCGCAUGAAGUAGUGCAAUCGAUGGCGAACGGAAAGCCGACCACCACCGCCCGGGUUAAAGAUCCGGUGGCCGGUCCUUCGGACGUCACCGAUACAGUGGCACUCUGUGACGGUGACUACCCCAAACAACCACCGGGAACACAUUUGGAGCCGACGCCGGGAAAUGCCGAGAGAGAGAUAGAGAGAAAGAAGGAACGAUACAGAUAGCUACUGCUAACAAAUGGACGAAUGAUUUGCUGGUUUUUAGCAACAAAAUGGAAUGCUGUUUUUAUAUGUACAUCGAAAUUUGCUGGAUGGGUCGCUUGUUUUGUUUCAAAUCGUGUCAUUAGAUUGGUUUGCCAAUGAGAGUGGCUUGGAGAAAGGUUGAUAUAUUUGUACAUGAUUUGAUGCAUCUGCGCAUAUUAAGCAUCACAAGCGAAAGCGAUCUGGGGAACUUGGUAUCAUCUUACCUGUACGAAUUGGCUAGCUUCUAGCAUUAUUAAUUUAGGAUGUAAGGUAUCACGCUAGGCAAUAUAGCAGGCAGCGAGCGAUCGGUUUGCUUGCCUCGAGGCAGGCGAAACGCGAGUUGCUCUAGUACUUCUUCCUGCAUGAUGAGACAUUAAAAAAAGUUGGGAUAGCAAAAUAGAGAAAACAGAACGGAUAUUUGAAAGGCUUUCUGGAGUUACUUUCUGUUUCCCACAUUUCUUUCUCUUGGUAUUAGGUGUUUGAAUUAAUUCUUUCAGUUUUUAUUCAACAUUUGUGACCUAGCUACAGCAUGACAAAACGCAUGACUACCUUAAUGAAAGUAUUGUCCGUCGUUAGCUACUACUUUCUGCCAUCGUUUAGGUAGUUCCUCGAUUCUGUGUCGAUGGAACUUCUUAUCUUUAUCAGCGAUCCCCUCAGAACCACUUUUUUUAAUACGUUCAUAAUAAGUGCUGCCAAAUCGUUACUCACGUAACGGAACAAAUACUAUUCCGAAAUAGCAACAUCUGGUGAAUACGGCAGGGGGGUUUACAGUUCCCAUCGGAUAUUUUCGAUAAUUUUAUUAGGUUUUGAAAGCUCAAAAUACACCACACCUUUCAUACCGUAUACACAUAAUAACCGUUGCAAAGUGAAAAUUUCGCUUUGGUUGCGAUGGACAUGGUUCACCAAGCUGUAUCCAGGCCUUUUUGGGCUUAAGAUUCUUGUAAUAACUCCCCUUUUAAUCACCAGUGACGAUUCGGUACAAGAACCCCUCUGCCGUGCAAGUAUUAGUGAAAAAGUACUCCCCGUAAAACCGCUAUAUCAGGAACAAAACUUGACAUGUUCAAAUACUUAAAAUAGGCGUUGUUUACACUUUCACCAAACAAUCUAUACAGCGUUAGAUGCGUAAUGACAGUAGCUAUCAAAAACAUGUUUCAAUUCAAACACCUAAUACAAUUUUCAUUAUUACAUUUCGUUCCGUUCUGUGAAUUACGGUUCUUCGUAGCUAUUAAUAUAGGUUUUGUAUUUGCCCGUUUCGAUCUAUACAGUGUAUCGAAUGCACUCGCCUCUGCAAAAUUUUUAAAACAAACUUAGUGCACAAGGAAAAGACAGAAACAUGCAAAGUACAGCUGUAAGCUAGGGUGAAAAAAAAAACAAAACAUUAAUUUAAUACCGACUUGCAGACUUACAGAGCGGUAUUCGCAGUGAAUGAACGGUGGAACUGAUUAGAACGAAACUCAUCGGAAAACAGAGAGAAGCGUCAAGGGAUCAAGCGUGUAUGUUGCAUGUUUUGGGUGAGAAUAUUUUAUGUGAGGAAGUGUUUGUUUCGAACAAGCGAACAAGGGUGAAGGUGACUAAGAUAUAGUACUUGCGUUUUAUAACCAGCAGUGUGUU